UCAAAACAAAAACAACUAAAUGUAAACAAAAUGGAAAAAAGCAAAGACAAAACACAAAAAAUGAGAAAUAAAAACAAAUUACUUAAGAGAAAGAGAGAAAAACACAUGCUCUCUUUGUAUUUCAGCAAAUAAAAGAAAACACAAAAAAAUAAAAAAGAAACAGCAGAAAAUUAACCUCAAAAUGAAAAUGUGAAUAAAAAACAUGAGAUUCAUUCGGCCACAAAAUCAAACACAUCACAAACAAAUCAUAUCAGCAGAGUGUACGGACAAAUAAAAUCAAUUGGCAGUCAAAAAAUAAUAUAGAAAAUUUAACAAAAAAAAACACUCAUAUACAUAAAUAAAUUCGCUUAAAUGUUUAAUCAACAAACCAUUCAAAUAAUAUGAAAACAAUUGUAAUCAAACAAACUCUACAAGAACAGCAGCAGUAGACGGAAAAAGUGAGCAUUUUAAGAAUGGAAUUGCAUUCUUAUGCCAAGAGACGGAUCUCAAAGAAAUGGACUAUAGAACAGAAACGUAAAUUGGUGGAGGCUAGAAUUGCUCAUGAUGCCUGGUUUACCAAUAAACCCAGCAGUGUGGUGCCUUGGAAGAAUAUUUUGAUAGCGGCUAAUUUGGAUGAUUUCAAUGUGUUCUUUGUUAGAAAACAAUGGUCCAACAUGUUGGCACGUUAUAAACAAUACAAGCAAACACGCUUGGGUAACAGUGCCUCCAAAACCUUAGAUGCCGAGCUUAUAAAACGUAUUAACCAGGAGUGGGAGUUUUUCGGACCAAUACACACAUUCAUGACACGCAAAACUACUAAUUUACACUCAUACGCCUUAACUCAUCGUACGGAAAACAAUAACAGCGAAUAUCUGGAACAUACAGGAGAAGAAAUGACACAGACCGCAACUAUAACAGAACAAGAACAAUUAAAUCAAACUAAUAAAACUCCCACGAAAUUAUUACAUAAUGAAACGAUUAUCAUACAAAAAGACUGUGCUAAAGAAAAUAUACCAAAUAACACAACAAUUGUUAUACAAUCGAACAUUAAUAAUAUUUCUAAUGAUGAUGGCAUACAUCUAUUUAGCAGUGAUACAAACGAUGAGUUUCAAAUCAUUACUGAAACUACUAGAAUCAUUAAUGGUAAACGGGGUGACCACGAGGAGGAGGAGCAGCAGGAAGAGGAUGAGAAUAUGAAUAGUGUUCGAAAUACCGAUCAUGAUUUCUACUCCAAGAAAUCUUCACUGGGAGAUAUGGUGGGCGAAGUAAAGCUACGCGAAGAAGAUGAUUUGCAGGAGCAACAGUCUAAUUAUUUUGCUGAUGCCAGUGAAGAAUCCCAAGGUUCCUUGAAUAUGGUGGGGGAUAUAAUGCAAACAAAUAAUCAAACUAAUGCUGUGACUACUGCACCCUUAAAUGUGAUAACUGUGCGUAAUGCUAAUGGUCAAACAUUUGAAAUAAAAUCGGAAAAUAUUACACAAAUCGAAAGUUUAGAGCUCAAGGAAGAGUUACAUGAUGAGGAAUUUCAUAACGAUAUGCCAUCGACUAGUACACAAAGUAAUUUAACACAGAAUAUGGAUGAACUACCAACAACCUCCUCAUCGUCUAGGUCUCGUUUAAGUGAACGUGAUAAGUAUUACCGCCAUAAGAGGCGUUUCAAUAGACGUUUGGAAAAACGUUUCGAUGCCAUUUUACAGGUAAUGGGUCAAAUAGUUAAAGCUGAAUAUCCCACUGUUGAUGUGGCACCCCUGGUGGGUACGGUAACAGCAGUGACCUCUAGCCUGGGUAAAAUGUUAAGCAGUGAUUCAGAGGAUGAUUAUCAAAGUGAUGACAGUAAUAUUAAUAUUCCUACAACUACUCAAGAAAAUCAAUAGAUUGUUACUACUAAAAAUACAGAAAUAAAAAGAAACUAAAUUGUUUAAAUUGCUAAAAAAAAGAAAACUACAUAUUUUUGAAAGAGGCAUACGUAAAUUGUUAUUUUUUAUAAACAAAUUGAAACUUCUCAAAAGAAAAUCUUUAAAUAAAAAUAAAUUAAUGAUUAUAAGUAAA
This is a messenger RNA of Calliphora vicina (urban bluebottle blowfly), 2025 nucleotides long. RefSeq lists its product as uncharacterized. The record is from RefSeq and is a predicted model, not a curated record. The transcript is spliced from 4 exons. NCBI's taxonomy places the organism in Eukaryota, Metazoa, Arthropoda, Insecta, Diptera, Calliphoridae. Bases 453 to 1850 code for a protein of 465 amino acids.